UACAGCCAAACUGUUCCUGCAAAGGUGAUAUCGGGAAAUGGGGUCGAAAAUUUCGCUCUCUGCGUGAUCAGAAAAAAUUCAGGCUUUUCUCUUUUUUGACAUUCGCUAAAAUCUUACUGCAGUAGACGAUUGCACAAUGUUUUCAAGACUUGUCUGCUUGAGAGCUGCACACCGUUAUAAUUCUAGGCUCCCAUCAAAACUUACCCCCAUUGUAAGACAUGCCUCCAGCCAGCAACUUGUGGAAUAUAUAAUUCGACCUCACCUUAACUACAAAUACAUUGCCGAGAAUGCAGUCAAGAUCAACGAAAAUAUGAAGCAACGCAACGCAUCUGGCGCGGACGCAAUGGUGGUGAAGGAAUUGUAUCACAAACUGGCAGUCAUGACCACCGAAUUGAAUGCACUUAGAGGCCGACGAAAUGAACUUACCAAGAGCACAAAGUUGGCAAAGUCGAAAGAGGACAAAGCCGCCCUGAUUGAAGAAGCAAAGGCUUUAAAAGCAACAAUUCAGGAGCGAGAAAUUGCUCUUGCAUCUGUAGAUAAUCAGCUACUUUCCGAGGCAAUACAAAUUCCAAAUGAUACUAGUAAAGAAAGCCCAAUUGGACCUGAAGACUGUGCACGAGUGGCUAAGAUCGUUGGCACCCCAAUUGAUCCAGAUAAUCAUCCUUUUCCUAUCGCCGACCACCUGACUCUUGCCAAAAAGCACGACAUGGUCGAUUUGGAGACUGCAGCCUUGGUAUCCGGUGCCAGCUUCUACUAUCUCAAGAAUUAUGGUGCUUUACUGGAGGUGGCGUUGGUUCAAUACGCGAUGCACAAGGCAGUUGAACAUGGAUUCAGUCCAGUUAUCACCCCUGAUAUAGUGCGAACAUCCUUUGCUUAUAGUUGCGGAUUCCAGCCACGCAAUAAUGAAAUGUCCCAAAUAUACGAUGUAACAACACCCACCAUGGAUGCAGAUAGCCCGGCAUUGUGUUUGGCAGGAACAGCUGAAAUUCCUCUGGCUGGUAUGUUUGCCAAGAAGAUUUUAAAUGAACAAGAAUUGCCUAAACAAAUGGUUGGAUUUGGUCACGCUUUCCGAGCUGAGGCAGGCGCCCGAGGAGCUGAUACCAAAGGUCUAUAUCGAGUACAUCAGUUCUCCAAGGUUGAACUGUUUGCAGUUUCUCGUCCUGACCAAAGUGAAAUGAUUAUGGAAAAGCUGCUCAAGCUUCAAGAGGACAUUUUUACAGAGUUGGGACUCUGUUUCCGAGUGUUGGAUAUGCCAAGUGAAGAAUUGGGCGGUAGCGCCAACCGCAAAUUCGAUAUGGAAGCAUGGAUGCCUGGUAGAAGGGCAUGGGGCGAAAUUUCAUCUACCUCAAAUUGUACAGACUAUCAAGCUAGGCGACUUAGUAUCCGAUAUAGACCGCGAGAACCAACAGCGCCGUUAGAGUUUUGUCAUACCUUAAAUGGAACAGCCAUAGCCGUUCCAAGAGUUUUGAUUGCCAUCAUAGAAAACUUCCAAGACAAGGAUGGUAGAAUAGAAAUUCCAAGUGCAUUGCGCAAAUGGCUACCUGGAACCCCUACGCAUAUUUAAAUGAGCAUAGAAUAAAAUCCUCAAAGUUGUGGGGCUACUGCCUUGCAAACAUCAUCCAGACUGCGUCGAUUUUUCUGUCCCACAUCAGGAGAC
Umbelopsis ramanniana AG is the source of this 1657-nucleotide messenger RNA. RefSeq lists its product as uncharacterized. The coding region runs from base 137 to 1564 and encodes 475 amino acids. The record is from RefSeq and is a predicted model, not a curated record. Gene Ontology annotation, cellular component: mitochondrion. The transcript is spliced from 3 exons. Lineage: Eukaryota; Fungi; Mucoromycota; Umbelopsidomycetes; Umbelopsidales; Umbelopsidaceae. Gene Ontology annotation, molecular function: ATP binding; tRNA binding; serine-tRNA ligase activity. Gene Ontology annotation, biological process: mitochondrial seryl-tRNA aminoacylation.